GACCUCCCGCAUUGCUUCAAACAAUUAACUGUCCGACGCAAAAGGUUUGUAACGGCAGACCUCAUCUGAUGGCCGUUGCAACAACAGCGACGUCGACUCACUUUACGCAACUGUUGAAGUCUCGCUCAUCAACAUUCUCUUUCAGGUACAAUUGUCUAUGCUGCUCUUCUACUGAUUCAAAUUCACCCCGUGGUUUCGGCAACACGAACAAGGGCAAGAAUUCUGCAACCGCCAGAAAGCAGGCCAAGGGUACAGUGCCUCCCCGAAGGAAUUCAUCCACCCCACAGUCUGACGACCUCCUUAAUCAAGCUCCUCGUUUGAAAUCUACGAAUGAAGUCAGAAAGGUAGAAAGUGUGGGGUCAGAUCUGCAGUUUGAGGAACGGCUGCAAGCAGUAAAAAGGUUGGCGCUUCAGCAGAAAAAAACAGAGGAAGCGAAAGCAUAUGGAGCGAUUGACUAUGAUGCUCCGGUUGAGUCCAGAAGUACUACAAUCGGACUGGGUACCAAGAUUGGAGUUGGAGCAGCUGUUAUUGUAUUUGGUCUCGUGUUUGCACUUGGUGACUUUCUUCCCUCUGGAAGUGUUAAUCCCACUGAGGAGAUUGCCAUCACGGGUAAGAGAAUUGCUGAAGAUGAGAGAGCUAACCUCCUGAAGACGCUUCAACAAUUUGAGGCUAUACUGGCUUCAUCACCAGAGGAUCCCAUCUCCCUUGAAGGAGCUGCUGUGACCUUAGCAGAACUGGGAGAGUACAGUCGAGCCUCUUCCCUUCUUGAGGAAUUGAUCAAGAAAAAACCAAGUGACCCUGAUGUUUACCGUUUUCUUGGAGGAGUCAAAUAUGGACUGAAGGAUUAUGAAGGAAGCGCUGCUGCUUUUAGAAUGUCUGCCACGGUGUCUGGAACUAUUGAUUUUGAAGUUCUUCGUGGCCUUACAAAUGCACUGAUUGCCGCGAAGAAGCCAGAUGAGGCUGUUCAAAUGCUUUUGGCAUCGCGCAAAAGUCUGAAAGAUGAAAAAACAAGUGGUAGCAAUGAUGAAACCCAGAACAGUUCUCUGAAAUCAAAGUCAGAGGUAGAACCAAUUCAAGUUGACCUGCUUCUUGGAAAAGCAUACUCAGAAUGGGGCCAUGUCAGUGAUGCUGUAUCUGUGUAUAAUCAACUCAUUUCUACCUAUCCUGACGACUUCAGGGGUUAUUUAGCGAAGGUUCUUUCCAUCUGGGUAUCAUUUUGAAAGAGAACGGAAAUGUUGGUGAUGCGGAGCGGAUGUUUAUACAAACGGUAAUGAUAGUAGCUUGUACCUGAACUGGUGGCUUACUUUUUCUAAGUAAUGGGGAAGAGGACCGAAACGUGCCACUGAAAGACUCUACUGAGACAAAGAUGGGCUGUCAAGAACGUAGAGGAGGUAGGAUGGGCAGCUGGUCAGAUCUAGUACAUUAGGUGGAUACAAAUCGAUCUCACAAAAAAAAUCAAUUCGAUCAUCAAUAGGAUCAGCUGGUGUAUCUACUCUCUCAACAAUGACAUUAUCAAUAUGUGGUACAGAAUCUUUAAGCUCGCAUAAAGACAAGCCAUCACUUGCACUUUGUUCAUAGACAAUUCUGAAGUAUUAAGUUUCGCUAUUUUACAUUGAAACUCACAAGAAAGGUCUUCUUACCUUGAAAUGACACUCCCGUCAUAAUGUUGGAACACUCGGAAUUGCAUUUAUCACAUCUUCAAGGGUAGGCUUCUUGUUGGGAACUUGUGUUUCAUCAUUCGUCAUGUUUGCAAGAAUCCUUACAAAGAGAAGGGCAAAGAAAAAGAUUAGAUUCCUUUUUCCACUCUUAGGUUGCACUUUACACUCUCUUACUCCUCUCAAAUUUACUUUUGUCUCUCAUCUUUAUGGGGCUUGGAGUAAGUGCCCAAAUUUCCUUUACGGAUAUUAGAAACACUAGAUGGAAAGAGAGGUUUUUCCCAUUGGUCCACGACUUUCUCGAACCAUUUGCUUUUCUUAAGAAUUUGCUCUUAAAAUUUAGAUUUAUUUGACAGGCAAGAUUCUUUGCACCAGAGAAGGCUAAGGCGCUUGUUGAUAAGUAUU
Capsicum annuum is the source of this 2060-nucleotide messenger RNA. RefSeq lists its product as uncharacterized. The coding region runs from base 69 to 1220 and encodes 383 amino acids. Gene Ontology annotation, molecular function: protein binding. The transcript has 15 exons. NCBI's taxonomy places the organism in Eukaryota, Viridiplantae, Streptophyta, Magnoliopsida, Solanales, Solanaceae. The record is from RefSeq and is a predicted model, not a curated record.